GCUAACUGCGAGCGAAGGAAAAAGGAAAGCUCAUUACCCAGGCGACGAAGCACGUUACUACAAAAAAGUGAAAUUAAUCCGUUAAUUUAUGUGUUUUUUCUCACCGUUAUCCACUUGAGAAGUGAAAACACACCCGAAAAGAAACAAGGAGUACAAGUUGAAAACAGCCAAGUGUUUGGAAAUAAGCAGGAGCUACUGAGCAGACCGUUUCAAGAAGCCUAGAAUAAACAAAAAGAAGGCAGGAAAAUGACCUAAUUAGCGACGAGCGUGACGGACAACCUGGUGCAAAUGUGUUGGCGGUAUAUUCCCAAGUUUCACCCACAAGGAAGACACAUGCAUCAGUGCACAAACUUGUAUACCACAAUCACAAACCCCGCCCUUCCCUUCCUGUCAUCCGCCCCAGUCCUCCAUGGAUUCCUACAACUUCCACUUUGAGAGAAUGAGCAACGUGGACCUCCAUCCUCUGAGCCUGCCCGUCAGCCGGCUCUCCCCCGCCAAGUCCAACAGCAGCAUCGCCGACCAUCUAGUCCACCAUCAGCACGGCAAAGGAGACUCUGCCUACAGCUCCUUCUCUGGUGGGUCCACUGCCCCAGACUACCCCUCCCCCUUUCUCCCAGACGACAUACAGUCCAGCUCCUUCAGCCACUAUGCUGAUCUUAAGUACGUGAAGUCCAUAUACCAUCCCACCCAGGUUCUCCAGUCCGACUCAAAGACCAUGGACCAGCUCUAUCGCUCUGUGGAAGCUAUCUCUCAGCAAUAUCGUAACAAUACCAACACAAAUGUAAACCACCAGAAUGGCAACAACAGUUUGCACAUCAACAACAAAGCGCUCUCUAAAAAAGAGGUGCCUAUGGGGGCUCAUUCCCACCCUACUGUCCGUCCUCCUCCUGUUCCAGCACGAAUGGAUAGUUUUAUAGCCACAAAAAACUUGGAAAACAGCCGAGUCCACAAUCAAGGUACUGAAUUUAAACCCCAGCCACCUCAACAACAGCCCAGACCCUUCAGUCGACUCCAUCCACAGCCCCAUGGUCAAAAUGCUCCAAAACCUGAGACGGCUAACCAAGAUACAGGCAAAGCAAGCUUCAGUUCUGACCCAGUUUUCUCAGUGUGGAGGGGCUCACAACAGGAACUGCCACAGGCCCAGCAGUCGCCAACAUACCGCCCCCAUCUCCAGCCUCACGAUCAAACUAGGGCGCCGUUGAACCCAGAAUACCUUUCCAUCACUGAUAACAAAGCAGCGGAGCAGGACAAGUCAAUACACUCCAUAAGCCAGCCUGAGCACCUGAAACCCAGACUGCCUUCAAGCAGUGGCGUGUUUAAUGAAGACCAUAACAACAAGCCCAGUGGAAACGGUGGCCAUUUGGAGAGUAAGCGCAAAAGGGCGCACUCGGCGCAUGAUUGGCUUGGUUCAGAGCCAGCUCGAGCUGCCAGCCCCUGGAAUGCUGGUCAGGGUUUCAUCAACAGCAGCAUCCAGCAUAAGGGUCAAUUCUAUUUUGUCACAGGACUGUGUAAGCUGUCUGAAUCUGGAAUGAGGACACACUCUGCAUCUGUGUGUGGGUCUGAGACUGGAAGUGAGAGCUCCACUGUGGUGCUAAGAGAAAAGGGAAGAUGCCACAGCACAAUGGAUAAUUUGUUUAGAUCUCUCCAAGAUGAGACCUCUUUCAGUGAUGCGAGAGAGGCUUUAACUUCUCCGAGCCAGGACCUUUCCUCCAGAAGCCAGGAUCAGGAGAAUCACAGACUAUCCCUCAUUUCAAUGCGGUCCUCGAGAAGCUUCGACACCUUGGAAGAAAUCGACAUGAUCCAGAGUCGGGAUAUCAGCCGCCACACUGCCAACAACCCUAUAUUCUACUGUGGACCUGAAAGAAACUGCCCACCACAUUCAACCAAACCAACAAAGGAGGCGACCCCACUCAUAAGCAAUGAACAGCCUAACCCCCACAAGAGAGAGGAGCAAGCAAAAAGAGGGAAACGGCAGCCCUUGGGAGAUGUAGCCAGCGAGAGGAUAAACAAAGAAACAACCCCGCUACUGUACCACCUCACCGGAGCCAGCAGGGCGGCGUCACAGCCUCAAAAGGAUGCUGAGUUCAGUACAAAAGGCAAAGAAGCAAUUCUAAACAAAACAGGUCAUGGAGACGUGGUUGGUACCGAGAAGGAGAGACCACUAAAAAGUGAGACCGAUAGAGAGGAAGGUAUCUCCGUUGCCUGUAACACGCUGGACGACUCCUUUAAAAAGUACUACAAAGAGAAGCUGAAGGAUGCCCAGUCGAAAGUCCUGAGGGAGACGUCAUUUAAAAGGAGGGACCUGCAGCUGUCAUGGCCGCACCGUACCAGGCCAAAACCUGAGCUGAGGCCGACAGUUAUCCACGCUUUCUCCUCAUCACAGGACUCUGAGACCUCCACAGAGACACUCACUCCCUCUGUGGCCUCUGAGGAGACCGAGAGGGGGAGCAUCAAAGACGAAGUCAGGGAGAGUCAGGAGGAGAGGGACAAAGAGACUGAAGAGGUAAACGGGAGGCCAGCGAAUGUGGCCCAGCCCCAGGUAGCACGCAUCAGAGGCAGGAAGCGAUUGACUCAAGAGCAGAAAAAGAUGUGCUACUCUGAACCAGAGAAACUCAACCAGCUCGGUGGAGCCCCCGUCCACUCUGCAUGCCGCUCCUUUGGCAACGACACUGAAAGCCUGUUUGCAGUCGAAUGCGAGGAAGAGGAACGUGCGCAGCAAGGGGAGCAGGGACUGGUUGCAGCACGGAGGAAGAUGUUUGAGACGAGAGGUAGAGCCCUCUCAGCUUCUAGCGCUACAAAAUCCAACUUGAAACACAUGCAACACAAGGCGCUGGUGGAGUACAUGGAGCGUAAAACGGGCCAGAAAGUGCCCGAGCCACAGCAGCCGGCUCCUCAGUUACCAUCUCCACCCAGACAGAGGCACUCUAUGGGGGAGAAACCCUUCGACUGGGGUCCCAGGCCUCUAUCAGGAAAUAAUGAAGGCAAAAACACCAAGAAUAAACCCAACAGACCCCACUCUGCAGGCCGCAUCCUGGACUCCCCUUCCAGCUCUAUCAGGUACGCCCAGUUCUUCUCGGCACAGUCUUGUUCAGGCCAAUAUGUUGGUCAGUCCAAUCAACCCAGAUGGAGGGAGAGCCAAGGCCCAUCUCAGGGGAAGUCCGCCUCAGUGGAGAGUCUCUUGGACCAACCAGAACCACCAUGUUUUUUAAGGAACAGAUCCACAUCCACACCACAGGCACUCGAUCAUGAAGAGGAGCCAUUACCAGUUAAUGCUAUGGAAACCCCAAGUCCUCAGACGCAUGCCAGUGAGGACUCCUCAUUGAAGCCGGCCCCUGAGAGCCAGCAGCGCGUCCGUGUGGUCGCACAGAGGGGGAAGUCCAUGGAAGAGCUCGGGGCAUCAAAGUUACCAAGACCAUCGGCCAUGAGUAAAAGUUCUGAGCAGUUAGAUCAACUUUGGAGGGAUCCGACUGAACCUGGAGGACCCGUCAAAGACAAGAGGAGCGUUUCAUUCUUUGCUGAAGUCAGAGAAACCCAGGGGCUGGUCCGAGGGGGAAUGAAACAAAAUGUAACGGGGCAAAAGGAAACGGCGAUCGUUGGUCAGGGACAGACACAAAACCAAGCCCAGAUAAAGUCUGUGUCAAGGCAGAGCUCUGAAACAGAGGAGAACGCCUCAGCAAGUAGAUCCUCCUCCCCGGCCUCCUGCAGGACUCCCUCUGGAUCUCCUGGUUCUCACGGCCCGGUUACAGAUGAGGUCAGGUCCAGCAGACCGCCCAGUGAGACUCCACCUGACCCACCUUCCCCCAGAUGUCCAGAGACCAGUGAGAGAGAAAUCAAAUCCACCUCGUCCACUCCCACCCAGACAAAGCUUCCCUGUGAAAACAGGCCCAGCUCCAGAGUCAAGACUUCUCCUUCUGCAUCUGGAUCAGAGAGAGAGCAGUCGGUGGAUGAAGAAAGCAACGUUUCCCUCCAACUCGAGUCAAACCAGGAAGUGUCUCUGAGCUGCGGUGUCACCACCGAUCCAUCGCUGUGGAUUCUCCCCGCAGCAGAGGAGAUCAAAGAGGAAGUUCAGUCUUCGGCGCUGACAGACGACGUUUUUGACGACGAGUCCACCAGCCCCGCCCCUCCGACACAGACAAGUGAAACCUCUGUGUCUGCCUGCACCUCCAUCUCUGACACAGACAUCAGUCAGCAGGUGGAGGAGGAGGAACAUCCAGAACCGGAAGAUGAGAAGUCUGGAGGAAACCAAGCGACGGAUGAGAGGGGGACUCAAGAGGGAGAGACAGAGAGCCUGGAGAGGCCUGCUGAAAGACCAAAGUGGCAGCAGCUAGUAGAAGCGGCAGUCAAGGUUGACCAAUCGCUGGCCAGAGUGUUCUACCCACUGACCAAUCGUAAGACGGCACUGAUGCUGAUGGAGCAGCUGCUGUCAGAGGACACGCUGCUGAUGGAGGAGCACUACAAGAAGAAGCAGGAGCAGAAAGGAUUUGCAGAAAGUCCUGACACAGUGGAACAGGCUGAACCAUCUCCUGCUCCGUCUGCUCCGGACAGCCCUAAACCUCCGAGUACAGACCUGCAGAGCAAAGCCGACAUCACUGAGAGAAAGCGUCUCUUAGCGUCCAUUAUCAAUGAGCGCCUUCACUCACUGGAGGAGACUCGCGGGGUCCUGCAGGCAGAGAUCCAGGAGAACUUGGCCCACGGGGGGGUCCUGGAGGUGCUGGUCCGCGAGCGCUGUGUGCCCGUGGAGCUGGAGAGGUACAACCUGUUCAUAGGAGACCUGGAGAGGGUGGUGAGCCUGCUGCUGUGCCUCUCCGCCCGGCUGGCCAGGGUGCAGAACGCCCUCAGCACCGUGGACCAACACACAGACGCUGAAGAGAUGCAAUCUCUGGACAGUCGCCACCGUCUGCUGUGCAAACAGAGGGAGGACGCCAAAGAUCUGAAGGAUAACCUGGACCGCAGGGAGAACCUGGUCUCCACCUUCCUGGGGCGUCAGCUGUCCGCCGAGCAGCUGCAGGACUACCGGCGCUUCGUGCAGACCAAGGCCUCGCUGCUCAUCCGGCAGAAGGACCUGGAGGAGAAGCAGAGGCUGGGAGAGGAGCAGCUGGAGGCGCUCUCCAACAGCCUGUGAAGAGAGGAGCAACACAAGCACAGAUUCCUCCUUCACUUGCCUUAAAGUAGUAGCUUGUUUAAGAAGACAUGUGGAGAGGUGGCUGUCUUUUUCCCCCACCCUGUCAUGACUUCCUAAUGUAUCAUUGAAGACUUUGACAAACGCAUCAUGCCUCCCGCUGCUCUCCUCUCAUGCUAUUCACGAGGCUGCACAUCAGAUGAGAAAUAAAGACUCCUUGCCUUUCAUCCACCGACGGCUCAAUCCCCGCCCAUUGUGAGACUGCACAAUCUGUGCACCUGAAGACUUUUCUCAAUGUGUCGCACAUCUUUCCAUUAACUUAAAACACUGAGCUGGUUUUUUUUCUGUGUGCCUUGAUGUUGCUGUGGAUCGUUUUCCAUUAGAGCUGCUGUGUGGUGGAAACUUUGCGUCCCCUGUUAGCAAUCUAGCAACUGUCCUCCACUUUUUCAAUGGGAUGGUAGUGCUACAGCCCUGUAUCUGCACCUGUGGAAACCUAUUAUAAGCUUUAAGAUUGUAUUUGGACCUGUGUGAAGGCUUCAGUGAAAGUAUAGCCUGAGAGGGGGCGCUGUGCUGUAUCAUGUCAGCAAGAUGUACAAUAGCUGUAGUAGAUUUAAUCGUUAUGUUUUUGUAAAUGUUCUUCUUUUCAAAUGUGUUUCAAAUUUAAGGCACUAAAAACCAAAAAGGGUGAAUGAAAAAAAAGCACUUUGUAAUGAUACAUAAAUGCACAUUUCUUAAAAUCAGAUUCAAGUCAUUUCAAUGAAAGCCUUACUCCAUCCAUUUAAACAAUAUCCCUGUUUUUGUCGUUGUUUCGUCAUACAUUUUCAAUAGGAAUGUCGAAAUAUUUUUUAUAAAAAAGGUACAUGAGCACACCAUGCAACAUUAAGGAUUUUGUACAAAUUCUUUUCCAGCUAAUUUCAUACAUAAUGUUAUUAAGCCUCAAUGAUUUCACGCUUGAACAGUUUCUCAUAAGGAGGUGCUAAACCUCUUUAAUCAGAUUAUGAGUCAGCAAGAAUUAUAUUACUGAGUAUUUUCUCCCAAUGUCCCUUUGUCACAGAAGUGACACGUGAUACUUGAAAUAGUUUUUAUCAAACAGGAAAGUCCACAAUCUUCACUUCAGGUGUCUUAAACUAAUGUUCAAUGUUCUAGCUCCACUGCAUAUCACCUGUUAGAUAUGUUACCUUUUAGUUUAAUUAAAUGUAGUUAAAAAAAACUCUUCUCAAAGGAAAUGCACUCUUGAAUCAAAAGACUUUCCCCCAUUUUUUAUUUAGAUAAUCUGUUUCCACAUUUCUUUUUUUACUGAAUCAACUAGACACAUCAAAGUGACUGUUGUUCUACGUCAGAAUAUGUGCAACGUGUGUGUAAAAUCAUGAAUGUCUUCAUUUCAUGUUUAUAGUGAGUAGUUGUUGAAGAGAAAGACAGAACUCCUAUUGGUGUUUGCCGUUUAAGUUUUCAACAAAAGUCCUUUUGUGGAAGUGAUUAAAUGUUAUUAUCCCUCAGGAAAUCAUACCUGUUGGCUGAACUGAAAAGGUUUCCAGUGUUGACUGUUUUAUAUAUGAUAUUUAUAUAAUGACUACAAAAGGCAGAGCAUCAUUUGCAUCCCCUCCACAUAAAAAACCAUUAACUCACCCAAACUCGAAAUGUCAAAAAACUCAUUUAUACUUGAAAGAUAUUGUUCUGUUUAUUUUUGAUAAGCAGUUUCUCCCCCCCCCCGCCAUCCCUGAAACAUUUCUCCAGAGAUUUACGACCCUGUCCGUUUCAGUUUGCUAAACAAAUGUCUGUUUGUUUUUGGCCUUUGUGCUGACGCAGUCCUGAAGGGUUAGAAAAGACUCUUGUUGUUCCCCACAACCUUCAGGAAUUUCUAAAGUAUGCCACAUUUGGGAGAAAGAAAGCUUGCGGGGGAAAAAGUGAGGAAAAAGCUCCCACAGAAGAGGAGCAGCACAUGGAUAAAUACUCAUUUCAGUUCUUGCUAUGUGUGUCUACUAACGGACAUGUGACAUUACUUGUUCCCGUCAUUCAAUCAAAGCAGUGUUUUGUUGAGUUCACAGGAAAAUGGGCCUGUUUUUGAAGUAGGAUUAUAUUUAAUAAUAAUAAUAAUGGGUUUCAUUUAUAACGCACUUCAUAUUUGAGUUCAAAUCCCGAAGUGCUACAAGCAGUGAGCAUGGAACAGUAUAAAACAGCACACAACAUGGUAUAAUUUAAUAAAAAGCAGUAAAAACAAACAAUAAAAAAAGUCAAAAGGGUAGUAAUAAAUCAAAUAAAAGGUCUAGGAAAAGGCUCUAUUGAACAGAUGGGUUUUGUUUAGUUUUCACAUACUGGAAGCGUGUCUCAUUGAUACAAACAUAAUCUGUUUUUGAAAAUAUUUCAGUAAGUCCCGGCUGGUGGGACGACAGCAAACAUUUCUAAAUCCACUAUUUCCGCUCUAUUUCACAUCUGUUUUAUGUUGAUAGUUAAAGUUGUUUUUUGUGCCUGUUUGGAGUUGUAAAUUCCAUGAUGUUUGUUAUAUUGUGAAUAAAUUAAGCUCUCCCUCUCC
This is a messenger RNA of Trematomus bernacchii (emerald rockcod), 7649 nucleotides long. RefSeq names its product shroom family member 1 (gene shroom1). The transcript has 9 exons. Gene Ontology annotation, biological process: actin filament organization. NCBI's taxonomy places the organism in Eukaryota, Metazoa, Chordata, Actinopteri, Perciformes, Nototheniidae. The coding region runs from base 410 to 5122 and encodes 1570 amino acids. Gene Ontology annotation, cellular component: cortical actin cytoskeleton; apical plasma membrane; apical junction complex. The record is from RefSeq and is a predicted model, not a curated record. Gene Ontology annotation, molecular function: actin filament binding.